Messenger RNA from Phycomyces blakesleeanus NRRL 1555(-), 957 nucleotides. RefSeq lists its product as hypothetical. Gene Ontology annotation, molecular function: pyruvate dehydrogenase (acetyl-transferring) kinase activity. Gene Ontology annotation, cellular component: mitochondrion. The annotation marks the transcript as partial. The transcript is spliced from 2 exons. Gene Ontology annotation, biological process: protein phosphorylation; regulation of glucose metabolic process. The record is from RefSeq and is a predicted model, not a curated record. Lineage: Eukaryota; Fungi; Mucoromycota; Mucoromycetes; Mucorales; Phycomycetaceae.
CAGUACGCACGAACAGAACUUCCGGUCCGUCUUGCAAGACGUGUGCGUGCUUUUCAGGGUUUACCUUUUAUUGUUGGAACGAAUCCAUACAUCAAGGAAAUUUACAAGCUCUAUUAUGAAUCCUUUGAGAGCCUAGAACAAUAUUCCCACAAUACAGACAGUACAGAUGACCAUGAAUUUGGAGAAAAGCUCAAAGACCUUGUCAGUCGUCACACAGACAAUAUUCCAACUCUGGCCAGAGGUUUCCUGGAGUGUAAGCAAUACAUGAAUAGUCAGGAUAUGGCUGCAUUCUUGGAUGACAUGAUCCAUGCACGGAUAGGUAUCCGCCUGAUUGCUGAACAGUGUAUUUCUCUUAUGCAUCAGCACAAAGCCUCUGAGAACCUUCAUGAGGAUGGUUAUAUUGGCAUCAUUGAUACCCAGCUAAACCCACAAAAGGUGAUCAAACAUUGUGUUGACUUUGUGUCCGAGUUAUGUGAAUUCAACUAUGGACAGAGUCCAGAGACAGAAAUCGAUGGUCAAACAAGCACUACAUUUACCUAUGUACCCGUUCACCUUGAAUACAUCCUCACAGAACUACUUAAGAACUCUCACAGAGCAACGGUCGAAUAUGCUCGAAAGACUGGCCGACCAGAUAUACCAAAGAUACAGAUCACCUUAAGCCAAGGAAGAGAAGAUAUCGGGAUCCGUAUCAGGGAUCAGGGUGGAGGAGUCGAUGAGGAGGAUCUCAACAAGGUGUUUGAGUAUUCAUAUACAACUGUGGCAAGCAAAGAUGACAAUAGUGAUCCCUCAGAUGUCUUUAGAGACAUGGCUGAGAUGGCAAUGCAGAGUGGAGUGGGUGGUCCACUUGCUGGUCUAGGAUUCGGACUUCCUUUGGCACGGAUGUAUGCACGGUACUUUGGUGGUUCACUUACAUUGGUGUCCAUGAACGGAUAUGGUUGUGAUGUAUUUCUGAAACUC